ACCUACUCUAGCUUGAGCAACAUUGCGAGAGUCUGUGACGCGUCUGAGCAAGCUUCUCUGUUCACAGGAUCACUGACGCCGUCACGGCAUUAAUACUGAUAUGGAAGUGGCGUAGGGAAGGGCUUUGGCCAUUCAGGAAUAGCAGGUGGGCAAUUCGAAACCAAGUCUGUCGCCAUGGCUUCUGCUGCUGCUUUACGCGUUUGCUCCACCAGCCCAUCCUGCUGUCUAGCAUCUUCUCAUCAUCAACCUCAAGCGGGGCCGUCGAAUUGGCCCGUCUCAGGGCCCUUCACAUCAGCCACAUUGCCUCCACAGAGUAGCGAACCAUCACUACAUAGAAAUAGAGUAGCUAGCGGAAAUGACUUGAACGACUUGCAGGCACGACCGCAACCUUUUACCACUCUCCGAGGGUCCGUUUGCUGUCGUGCCCUCAGGGGAACGAGGAAAGAUGCAGUGGAACAAGACAGUACCGUUGAGUGGGACCAUAUGGAAGAAUCAGAGUUGCAGGGUUUGUGGGACAAGUUUGGGGAGAUGGUCGUUAGCAACCCUGACGUGAUGGCGCUUGAGGACUUGGACGAUACUGACAGCAAACAGUUCGCAGUAGCUAUGGCUGAAAUUGCGGACCUGACAAAGGCAGCGGACGUCCAAGUUCUUCAUGUUGCGCCCUUUGUCUACUGGACCCGAGUCAUGGUUCUUGUGACUGCGUUUUCCAGGCCGCAAGUGAACGCAAUUGGGAGCCGAAUCAGAGAGGCAGCUCUUGAAAAGUUCCAGCGGACGCCGGAGAAUGACGUUGACGACGGCACUCCCAAGAGUUGGACGGUUGUAGACUUUGGGGAUGUUGUGAUCCACGUUUUCCUGCCCAAGGAGCGGGAGUAUUACGCGCUCGACGACUACUACAAAGAAGCUGAGGCCAUCCCGUUGCCCUUCGCCAACCGCGGCCUAGAGUAGCUUCGGCUUGCAAAGCGUCACAUGCCGAGCACUGUCUACAAGUCGCCUGGGGACAGGGCCCCUCGAGACUGCUAGAUCUGCUCACUAGCACUGCGCAACGUUCAGUGGGCGGCUGAAUGCACUGUGUCGAGCUACUAUUCGAAUCUGCAAAAGCGAGCGGAACCUUGAGGGGUUAAUGAUGUACAUCCGCCAGACCAGUCGUAUUAGGUAUUUCCUCGGUAUGCCAUUGACCGACAAGAAUCUUCAUCAAUCGAGGCGCCUGCAUAUAUAACAUCGAACAUAUAAACCGGGACACGUGGGCCGGCCGGUAUAUAAGGAGGCCGUGUACGUCGUAUCUAUAGCAAUUGGCGACAUCCAAUCCGAAAGACUGGUUGCCUGGCUGCACGUACCGUCAGUCAUGCUUGAUUAGGAUUGUGCAAAUUCUCAAAAUGGUCA
This is a messenger RNA of Klebsormidium nitens, 1380 nucleotides long. Lineage: Eukaryota; Viridiplantae; Streptophyta; Klebsormidiophyceae; Klebsormidiales; Klebsormidiaceae. The record is from the annotation of a GenBank genome assembly.